AUGGAAAAUCAAAUAGCAACUGAAGUAGAAAGAAGACUGAAGAAGAUGGCUAUCGAUACUCAAACUGUGGCACAAGUUCAACCGGUUCAACCAACGCAAGCUAGUAAUUGUGAAAUUUGUGGAGGACCUCAUCUUACUGCACAUUGCGUUGCAACCGCACAACAAAUUGAGGAGAUCAAGUUUCUAAGGCAGAACAACCCUUAUUCAAAUACAUACAAUCCGGGUUGGAAAAACCAUCCAAAUUUCUCAUGGAAGGAUCAACAAGGACAUGUGCAGAACCAACCACAGCAACAACAAUUUCGACCUCAGCAACAACAACCAUAUCAACAACCUCAACAACAGUUUCAGCAACAGGUACCAAGAAAAGCUGAUUGGGAGCUUGCCAUUGAAAAGAUGGCCGCUCAAAGCUCUCAAUUUCAAGAAGAGACUCGAAGUUAUUUAAAAAACACAGGUGCUUCAAUUAAGAAUCUUGAAAUACAGAUGAGUCAGAUAGCCCAACAACUAGCGGGUUCUCAACAACAAGGCGUGUUACCAAGUUCUACGGUUACUAAUCCAAGAGAAAAUAAUCAUGUGAAUGCGGUGACCACAAGGAAUGGUAAGUCGAAAGAAGUACCUGAGAAGAGUUCUGAAGAAGAAGACUUAUUGCUUGAAGUUGAUCUAGAGAUAAAAGAAAAUGAGGUCGCAAAUGAAGAGGUCACUAGUGAUGAAAGAGUGGUCAAAGACAAAGUUAUUGAUCCAAAACCGGCCGUCAAACUGCCAUACCCAACAAGAAAUAAGAAGAAAGGGCAGCAUGAGAAAAACUUUGAGAAGUUCUUGGAGAUGUUUAAAAAGCUUGAGCUAAACAUUCCGUUCUUGGAGGCGCUUGAGCAAAUGCCUACCUACGCAAAGUUCAUGAAAGACAUCAUCUCGAAGAAGCGGACCAUAGAGACUAACCCGAUCAUUCUAACGGAAACUUGUAGUGCCAUUUUGCAGGGUAUGAAGGUUCCGGUGAAGAAGAAGGAUCGAGGUUCUGUAACUAUUCCUUGUACCAUUGGAGAUAGAUCCUUCAAGAAAGCUCUAAUUUAUUUGGGAGCGAGUGUAAGUCUUAUGCCGCUGUCCAUCUAUAAGAGGUUGGGGAUAGGAAAAAUUCAAGAUACAAGAAUGACACUCCAAUUUGCUGACCACUCUGUGAAGAGACCUUAUGGGAUAGUAGAAGAUGUGCUUGUGAAGAUCGACAAGUUUGUGUUUCCAGUGGAUUUUGUCAUUUUGGAAAUGCCGGAAGAUGAAGAGAUACCAAUCAUUUUAGGGAGACCAUUUUUAGAGACCGGGAGAUGUUUGAUCGACAUAGAAGAAGGCACGAUGACUCUGAAAGUGUAUGAUGAAGAGUUAAAAAUUGAUGUGCGAAACACCAUGAAGUACAAGGAUGAGGUUGCCACUAGUCAACAUAUUGAGACAAUCGAUCAAAUAUGUGAAAAGGAAAAUAGCUUGACAACAUAA
Molecule: messenger RNA, 1476 nt
Organism: Lathyrus oleraceus (garden pea)
Lineage: Eukaryota; Viridiplantae; Streptophyta; Magnoliopsida; Fabales; Fabaceae
Exons: 1
Coding region: 1-1476 (491 amino acids)
Biological process (GO): proteolysis
Molecular function (GO): aspartic-type endopeptidase activity
Source: RefSeq, a predicted model, not a curated record